Messenger RNA from Abrus precatorius (Indian licorice), 1376 nucleotides. Its product is annotated as E3 ubiquitin-protein ligase RZFP34. Gene Ontology annotation, biological process: ubiquitin-dependent protein catabolic process; protein ubiquitination. NCBI's taxonomy places the organism in Eukaryota, Viridiplantae, Streptophyta, Magnoliopsida, Fabales, Fabaceae. The transcript has 12 exons. Gene Ontology annotation, molecular function: zinc ion binding; ubiquitin protein ligase activity. Gene Ontology annotation, cellular component: nucleus. Bases 81 to 950 code for a protein of 289 amino acids. The record is from RefSeq and is a predicted model, not a curated record.
AUACUCCUAAGCUUUCUUCUGCCACCCAAAACUCAGAGCAAUCUAACAAGUGGGUUUUGUUAACACUUGCACACAACUUUAUGGAAACAACGGCAGAGGUUGUUUCAUCUCAUUCUCUAGUAUCAGAGUCCUCUUCUAUGGAACUUGGAAUUCAGAAUUUUGGCUGCAUGCAUUACAAGAGGAGAUGCAAGAUAAGGGCGCCUUGUUGUGAUGAGGUUUUUGAUUGUAGGCAUUGCCAUAAUGAAGCCAAGAACUCUGAGGAGGUUAAUUCUGCAGAUCGUCAUGAUAUCCCACGCCAUGAAAUUAAGAAGGUCAUCUGCUCCUUAUGUGAUACCGAACAAGAUGUUCAACAGUACUGCAUAAAUUGUGGAGUAUGCUUGGGCAAUUACUUUUGUGCUACAUGCAAAUUCUUCGAUGAUGAUAUUUCAAAGAACCAAUACCAUUGUGAGGAAUGUGGCAUCUGCAGAAUUGGAGGCAAGGAUAACUUUUUCCAUUGCAAAAGAUGUGGAUGUUGCUACUCCAAGGUAAUGGAAACGGGGCAUCGUUGUGUAGAAGGCGCAAUGCAUCACAAUUGCCCUGUUUGCUUUGAGUAUUUGUUUGAUACAGUAAGAGAUAUUACCGUCUUACCUUGCGGGCAUACUAUACAUUUAGAGUGUGUUGAAGAAAUGGAACGACAUCAUAGGUACUCAUGUCCUGUUUGCUCAAAAUCCAUCUGUGACAUGUCAAGUUUGUGGAAGAAGCUUGACGAAGUGAUUGCCUCAACACCAAUGCCAGAAACUUACAAAAACAAGAUGGUAUGGAUACUUUGCAAUGAUUGUGGAGUAAACUCUCAUGUACAAUUCCACAUUGUGGCCCAUAAAUGCUUAAGUUGCAACUCAUACAAUACUAGACAGAUACAGGGAAUACCUACUACAUCAUGCUCAUCUAGGGUGACUGAAAUGGUAAGAUGAACAUUGGGUUGCAGAAAGGUCUUGUCUUUCCUGAGGGAUGGAAAUAGCUCUUGUAGAGCUCAGUAUCCAGUUUCUCAAUUCUCCUUGUUAGUAUUCUUUUGAUGAUAUUGGAAGAGGGCUGAAAGCUUACACAAGAAAGUAGUCAAAAGUUCCACAUUUUGUAAACAAAAUUUUCCUUCUUUCUUGCAACGUUAUUCUUUAGUUAUUAUCUUUUACUUUAUUAUCUUCCAAAGAAAAAAGGCUCACUUCAAAAAUGUCUUUAUGUAUACUGACUCCAUUUACAGCAUUACCUUGACCAAUGGCACCAAAUGAUAAUGCAGCUUUAAAUAAUGUGUGCUAAUAUGCUGCUCCAAAAUUACGGCAUAACUAGAUUUUUCUUACUAGUCGAUUUCACCUAAUAGAUAAGAAUUGUUGUAGGAGUUUCAU